Messenger RNA from Morus notabilis, 1231 nucleotides. Its product is annotated as protein SENSITIVE TO PROTON RHIZOTOXICITY 1. NCBI's taxonomy places the organism in Eukaryota, Viridiplantae, Streptophyta, Magnoliopsida, Rosales, Moraceae. Gene Ontology annotation, biological process: response to aluminum ion; response to acidic pH. The transcript has a single exon. The record is from RefSeq and is a predicted model, not a curated record. The coding region runs from base 110 to 1072 and encodes 320 amino acids.
UUUUGGCUUAUGUCCAUCUUUCAACUUUCAACAAGUCAACACACGCACCAACUUCUUUCUUCUCUCAUCAACAAACGCACUACCCCAGCUUCUUCUCUCCCUUCCAACGAUGUCAAAGUCAAACUCCGGCCAAUAUUCCGAUCCGACCGACCCGCUCGCCAACCUCCUCGCCGUCCAAACGAGGAUGGAUUCUCUACACCGCUUCCUAUCCGAAUCGAUAAGCUUCAACUCUCCGAUCAGUCAUCAUCAGAUCGAAUCAGUCUCCUCCGAGAUCGCCUCCGCGAUCCACGAAAUCGUCGCCAACGGCACGGCUCUCCUCGCCCUUUCCCUAACCAAGCAGCUGCCGGUGGCGAAUCAAGUGAAGGAGGAGGAAAACGACGGCGCCACCGCCGACGGCGGAGAUUUCGAGGUCGUGGAGCUCGACGCGGCGGAGCUGCUGGCGGAGCACGUCCACUUCUGCGAGAUCUGCGGGAAAGGAUUCCGCCGUGACGCGAACCUACGGAUGCACAUGAGAGCGCACGGGAACCAGUUCAAGACAGCCGAGGCGCUCGCCAAACCCGGUCCGACCGGUCCGAUCGGUUCCAACCGGACCAUCCGGUUCUCAUGCCCGCACAGCGGAUGUAACCGGAACAAGGCGCACAGGAAGUUCCGGCCGCUGAAAUCGGCGAUCUGCGCGAAGAAUCACUUCAAGAGGAGCCACUGUCCGAAGAUGUUUUCCUGCAAUCGGUGCGAAAAGAAGAAGUUCUCUGUUCUGGCGGAUCUGAAGAAUCACCUGAGGAGCUGUGGGACCGCGAAAUGGCGGUGCUCGUGCGGGACCACGUUCUCGAGGAAGGACAAGCUGUUCGGCCACGUGGCGCUCUUUGAAGGCCAUAUGCCCGCCGUCGACGGCGAAGACGGUGGAGAUAGGAAGGGAAAGGCCGUGAGUAGGGUCGGAGAGGAUGAGGAUGCUGAUCGGAUUUUAGGAGAUGGAGGGUUUGAUCCGAAUUGUGACGAGGAUGGAAUUUUCGAGGGAUUGCUUGAUGGAUUUGGGUCCAUUGAUGGCUUCUCUUUGCAGGACGUUUUAGGUAUUUGAUCUCUGAUUUCACAGUUUUCUUUUUUUCUUUUUAUUUAUUAACAGGUCUGUAUCUGAAUACAGGGUCUCUUGUUUGUAAUUCUUUUUGUUGUGCAUAUAUAGGUGUAUUUCAUUUUUGUGACAGAAUCUUUAUCUUGCUGAGAAUUUUCGUAUAUUGUU